AUGCUUUAUUCAGACGCUCACGAAGUCUCCCCAGAUCCUACAGUCUUACAAUUAACCGCCAAGGCUGGUCUUGUUCAAGAAGCCAAUUAUCCCAGUCCGGGGAAAUACGAUAAUUAUUUCAAUGCCAUUCGGUCCGAUGCCACACUGAACCUGGCGUUGUUGUGUCCCAUUAACUGGUUUCCAUCGCAAAAAAUUAUCUGGAGGCGCCGAUUAAGCAUCAAGAGGGCAGGCGAGAUGGGCGAAGUGCGUCGACAGUCCAGCAACGUCACUGGGACUACCAGAAGCAACAGCGGCGGCAGGUACUACCCCAAAGGAGACGGGUUUGUUCCGCGGAGCAAAACAAUUGCGUCGAGGGGGAAUCGAACCCCCGGCUCCCCGACGCUGCUGGAUGGCAACGGAGAAUUUUACCACUAA
Molecule: messenger RNA, 414 nt
Organism: Colletotrichum costaricense
Lineage: Eukaryota; Fungi; Ascomycota; Sordariomycetes; Glomerellales; Glomerellaceae
Exons: 1
Coding region: 1-414 (137 amino acids)
Source: RefSeq, a predicted model, not a curated record